GUACCAGCUCAAAUGUUCAGUCCGGUAAAUCUGCCUUCUUAAACGCGUUUGAAAGCCAUCAUUCAACAUCAGUCAUCUGCGUUCAUGCUUUGAUGUGUGAAAGACGUGUUGACUCAUUCAGCUGAUCGAUAUGAACUCAUUUUCAAAGGACGGUGUCUCAGGGAAUUUCUCCUUUCCUGCCACCACACCCAUACCAGUGGCUUCUGGAGAAACCAACAAGAGCUGCCGCUUCAAUGAGGAGUUCAAGUACAUCCUGCUACCUGUAUCAUACUCACUUGUGUGUUUCCUGGGACUGGUACUGAACUCUGUGGCCUUGUGGAUGUUUAUUACUAAAAUGCGACCAUGGAACACCAGUACAGUGUAUAUGUUCCACUUGGCCCUGUCAGACACACUGUACGUGCUCUCCUUGCCUAUGCUCAUAUAUUACUACGCAAACCGCAGUCACUGGCCCUUCGGCGUUUUCCUCUGUAAGGUCGUGCGCUUUCUUUUCUAUGCAAACUUGUACUGCAGCAUCCUUUUCCUCACUUGCAUCAGUGUGCACCGUUACCUUGGCAUCUGCCACCCCAUUCGUACUCUCUCGCUGGUGAAGCCGCGUCAUGCCCACCUGGUGUGUGCUGUGGUCUGGAUAGCGGUGAUUGUCUGUCUGGUGCCUAAGCUGAUUUUCGUCACCACUUCUCAAAGAGAUAAUGACACAUUGUGUCAUGAUACCAGCAGCCCGGACAACUUCAAUAACUAUGUUACUUACAACUCAGUGGUAAUGAUGCUACUGUUUAUUCUGCCUUUUCUGGUCAUCGUGGUUUGCUAUUGUCUGAUGGCACGGACCCUCUGCCAACCCAGAACAGGCCUUUCCCAAAGUCAACAGAGUGCCUCCAGCCGGAAGAAGUCUAUUAAACUUAUCAUAGUGGUGCUGGUUGUGUUUGCAAUCUGUUUUGUGCCCUUCCACAUCACACGCUCGCUGUACUAUGCGUAUCGUGUUUUAGAUGCUGAGUGCAAGUCUCUUAAUAUUGUCAACUUUGCUUAUAAAAUCACUCGUCCCCUCGCCAGCAUGAACAGCUGUUUGGACCCUGUUCUUUACUUCCUGGCGGGCGAUCACUAUCGAUCUAAACUCCUCAGAGUGUUCACCAGAAAGACACCUCAGAGCAGCUCUGAUGCGUACGCGCAAAAAAAUCCAGAUGCUCAAGUCAACAAAGAGUCUAAACUGUAGCGCCAGACAUGGAUUUUGGAAACAUAAAAUAGACUCCUCCUAAUGGGUUUUCUGUCAACAGCCAUAUCUUCUCAAGCCACAGAGACAUACAUUUGAAAUAAGCCAGGACCAUUACAUUGUAAACACUACAAUGAAGUUAGGAAUCUCUUUGGAGAAGGGAUGUGGUUUGCUUCCUUUGCACUCCUUAAGUUGUUUUUAUCCAGUGUCAUUACUGGUAAUACAGUGCAGCUCUAUUAUUAAAGCACUGAUGGCCAAUCACUCCUAGUUACUGUUUUGAAGAAAGGUUUACUGUUGGUCAAGGACGGACAUGACAGUAUAUACAGUAGAUACUGCCAACACUGAAAACAAUACCUACUGUAAAUCCCAGAGAUGGACUUUGGUCUAUAACUGUUAAGACAAAAAUGCCAACCUGUUUUGUUAUGUUAUUUGUCAUUAUCUGCAUUGUUUUACCAACACAUAAACCUUUAACAAAUGAGAGAUAAAGUGUCUAUAUGAGUUAAACUGAACAGCUGGAAACAGGAAAAGUGGAAAGGUAAAUGGUUGUGGGGGAGGCUGGAAAGUCAACAAGCACAACCGCAGUGUGUUCUGCAGAUAUCCCCUCUUGGCCACUCUUUUUGUAUGGCUGUUUUUUCAUUUGGUGGAGGAGGUGUACAGCUGUGCGGCUUUACAUGUACUGUAUGUAUUUUUCCGUCACUGCAUGACGGGGUAGCUGAAUGAAGAAAAAAGGAAAUAGAUCCUUUUGGCAUAUAGUGGGGAGAGAUUUUCUUGAUGUAACAUCUGUGGGAUCGUUUGUGAGUGUGUGGAUUUUCUUUUUUAUGUAGUUUCUCUUUAUUAAAUUGACAUUAUUUUUGAAAAAUGGGAUUGUCGUAAUACAGUUUUUAUAUCGCUCCUGUCUUGUGGCUGUUUUCCAUGUACUGUAUAUUCAGUCCAUACAUAUCAAUGCCCUUCAUGAUGCCAUAGUAUAACCUCAAUUGACUGAUUGGUUUCAUAAAGAACCCUUAACGGUAACAAAUCACAAUAAGGUGCUAUGUGUUAACAUUAGUAAAUGCUUUAGCGAACAUUAGCUAUAACAAUGAACAAUUUAGUUUUUCAGCAUUUAUUAAUCCUUGUCAAUGUUAGUUCAUGUCAA
Molecule: messenger RNA, 2333 nt
Organism: Triplophysa rosa
Lineage: Eukaryota; Metazoa; Chordata; Actinopteri; Cypriniformes; Nemacheilidae
Gene: p2ry4
Product: pyrimidinergic receptor P2Y4
Exons: 2
Coding region: 131-1204 (357 amino acids)
Biological process (GO): transepithelial chloride transport; G protein-coupled receptor signaling pathway
Cellular component (GO): plasma membrane
Molecular function (GO): G protein-coupled purinergic nucleotide receptor activity; G protein-coupled UTP receptor activity
Source: RefSeq, a predicted model, not a curated record